Messenger RNA from Lytechinus variegatus (green sea urchin), 1871 nucleotides. Its product is annotated as galanin receptor type 1-like. Lineage: Eukaryota; Metazoa; Echinodermata; Echinoidea; Temnopleuroida; Toxopneustidae. Gene Ontology annotation, biological process: G protein-coupled receptor signaling pathway. The record is from RefSeq and is a predicted model, not a curated record. The transcript has a single exon. Gene Ontology annotation, molecular function: G protein-coupled receptor activity. Bases 25 to 1161 code for a protein of 378 amino acids. Gene Ontology annotation, cellular component: membrane.
GGUAAUUGCCGUACUGCUUCCAAGAUGGCGUCAACCCAGGUUGCAACGGAUCUUCUGUCUACGGACUCAAUGUGGACAACAGAAGGACCAAACGCAACAGAACCGGAGCCGCCUGUAUCGAACCGGUUGACCGGAAGUGACCUUGUGUCCGUGAUUAUCUACUGGACCACAGGGUGCAUCGGGGUCAUUGGUAACGCUUUAGUCAUGAUCGUCUUUAGACAUCUCAGGUCCAAAAGAAGUCAGGCAAACCUCUUCAUCCUGAACCAGUCCCUCGCAGAUUUCGUCACCUCGUUGUUCAUCAUCACGUUUGGAACAACUAGGAUUGUUCGCCAUAAGCUGUCGCACGACGGAGCGUCUGGGUUCUUCCUCUGUCGAUUCUGGUGGUCGCGAUUCUUUGUCUUCUCUGGUUUUGCAGUGUCCACCUUCAAUCUUACCGCAAUGUCCAUCGAGCGGUACAUAGCAGUGGUACACCCGCUCAAGUACCAAGUGUUCUUCAAGCGACGCAAUACCAUUAUCGUAAUCCUGAUUGUGUGGAUCGUCGGACCAAUAAUGCAAUGGGUGUUCCCCAUCUGGCAGUAUGCUAGUGUGGACGGAAGCUGCAUAUUUCAGUCCUCGUGGGGCAAAGUCCACGGAAUCGUCGUCGGUGUGGUCCUUUUCUGUUGGGAAUACUUCUUUCCGUGCCUUUUCAUGUCAUUCGCGUAUGUCACAAUUCUACGCACCUUACGCAUCAAAGAGCGCCAGGUUCAUGCCCAGGUCGGUGCUCCUGAUCAAGGUGGCGGACCGAAGCAGGAUACCAACGGCAACCCCAAAGGCCCCAACAACAAGAACAACGCAACAUCCAAGCAAGCUCAAGCCCGACGCAAGAAUGUCACCGUGACGCUCUUCAUCCUCUUUAUCGUUUACUUUGUCUGUUGGAGCCCAAAUCAGUUUACGUUCCUGCAAUUCAACCUAGGUGGUCCACUCAAUUUCGACGGCAUCUGGUAUCACUUUACUGUCGUGGCCGCCUUCUGCAACACGUGUAUCAAUCCAUUCAUUUACGCGUUGAAACACAGGCAGUUCCAGGAAGGGCUGAAGUCGCUGUUCUGCCGCGGAAAGGGCGAUCAGAAAGGCAACGGAAGUAGCCAACCUGGUGCCAGUCAAGGUGGCACCGUAGUCGAUUGACAAAGAGAGUUGGUGACGGUACGCAACUCGUCACAUAACGCUCCGAACGAGGAUUUUAGCAGUAUCGAAGCCAUUGAUACAAACGUACGCACCAAUAGUCCUCCGAGCCUUCCUUCCAGCAAUGAUAUCCACAAACCACCUAGGAACACUUCAAUAGUGAACAACUCAAUGAUGAUUUCUACAGGCCACGUAACACAAGGAUCAAUCCUGUCAGAUGGAAGCGAUAUUGAUGAAACUAUUCCAGCUGCUGCCAACGAUGACUUUAUCAAAUCAAAUGGAAACACUCACAGUGAAUAUAAAAAUGGUGGCUUGACUGCUGUAAAUGGACAAACGGAUACUCAACCAAUGAACAUACUUCUUGCAGAUGCGGAUGAAGCCAAUAGAAAAAGCCACAGGAUGGUCAAAUGGCUUGAUCAGGAAAAUAAAGAUUCAAGUGCGAGUUCAUUUUAGAAAUGCUACUCAAUCGAACUUAAAAUAAGUUCAUAUCUUAUACAGACCGCAGUUUUUCCACGCAUCAUUCUAAGAAGGUAAUGGAGACUUUCUUGGUCUAGUGGAUACGUCACCAUAGCCCCUUUUCUUACCCACCCUCUCCAAAAAAAAUACUCAGGAUGGUUUUACAGGUGUUUCGUAAGGGAUAAGUGACCAAAUACCCUCUUCUCUCGCCAUUUCUCCCUCUCCAUACCACGUAUGUCCAAAAAAAUAUUUAUACA